AUGCAUAGUGAUGUUGAAAACAGCACAUUAGAAAGAGAAUUCCAUGUCUUGGCAUUUACCAAGUAUCCAGAGUCAAAAAUUAUCAUUUUGAUUGUGGUUUCGUUGACAUAUCUACUAUCUCUGGUGGGAAAUCUAACUAUUAUUCUACUUGUCUGCCUGGAGUCAAGGCUACAUACCCCAAUGUACUUCUUCCUCUGUAACUUGUCAGUCCAAGAUAUUAUGUAUGUUUCAACUGUCGAACCCAAGCUUUUCAACAUUACAUUAACAGGUAACACCGCCAUUUUGUUUCCACACUGUAUCAUACAAAUAUUCACAUUUAUACUAUGUAUUGAUGCUGAAUUCUUCCUGUUGACCUCCAUGGCUUAUGAUCGUUAUGUUGCCAUUUGCAUUGCUCUACGUUAUCCUCUCAUCAUGAAUAAGAAGGUAUGCCUAGUCCUUGCUGCAAACUGUUGGAUUAUCAGUGCUUUAAAUUCAUUGAUGUAUUCCUUGGUAAUGUCUAAGGUACCUUUCUGUAAGUCCAAAGAAAUAAAUCACUUCUUUUGUGAGGUAGAAACCAUGCUGCAACUGUCUUGCAAGGACACCAAAGGCAUUCAAACUCUAAUAUUUGUUGAAGGGUUAUUAAUUGGGGUUUUGCCAUUUGUACUUAUUCUCACGUCAUAUGUAUUAAUUAUUUUCAAUGUUUUAAAAAUCCGUACCAAGGCUGGAAGACUUAAAUCUUUCUCCAGCUGUUCCUCCCAUUUGACAAUAGUUAUCCUUCUGUAUGGGACAUGUCUAAGCUCCUAUGUGAAAACUGAGUCUAAAAACUCCAAAGAACAGGACAAGUUAAUCUCUAUGUUGUAUAUUAUUUUGAUACCAAUAUUGAACCCACUUGUGUACAGCCUGAGAAACAAGGAAGUUAUAAAAGCCUUGACAAAAAUAAUGUGGGGAAAAUUCAAGAAGCCACAUUCUUUCAACACACAAAGAUCAUAA
Messenger RNA from Pelobates fuscus (common spadefoot toad), 969 nucleotides. RefSeq names its product olfactory receptor 2T5-like. Gene Ontology annotation, cellular component: membrane. The record is from RefSeq and is a predicted model, not a curated record. The transcript has a single exon. Gene Ontology annotation, biological process: G protein-coupled receptor signaling pathway. NCBI's taxonomy places the organism in Eukaryota, Metazoa, Chordata, Amphibia, Anura, Pelobatidae. Gene Ontology annotation, molecular function: G protein-coupled receptor activity; odorant binding; olfactory receptor activity. The coding region runs from base 1 to 969 and encodes 322 amino acids.